This is a messenger RNA of Siniperca chuatsi (mandarin fish), 23288 nucleotides long. RefSeq names its product RNA polymerase I subunit G (gene polr1g). The coding region runs from base 152 to 1183 and encodes 343 amino acids. Lineage: Eukaryota; Metazoa; Chordata; Actinopteri; Centrarchiformes; Sinipercidae. The record is from RefSeq and is a predicted model, not a curated record. Gene Ontology annotation, biological process: transcription by RNA polymerase I. The transcript has 7 exons.
GAACUACAACCAAACUGGCACGGAAGGGAAGUUUUUAACGCUAAAGGUCAUAGUUCAUUUGGUGUCAACACAUGUGCGUUCUCCGUAGCCACGCGUUUUGAGGUAUAAAACGUUUAAUUUUAGUACUUUGUGGUUAUUUUUAAACAUAAAAAUGCCAAGAGACAUAUCAUCUUCAUCAAGCGAAGAUGAAGCGGACAAUCAUACCACAAAAUCACCUGUAAAGCAAAACGAAUCCGAUAAGAAGACCACCAGGUACCAGUGUCCUGCUGACUUUGUGUCUUUCUGCCAUAAGCCCUGCAGCAGCACCCUUACAGAGAGUCUGAAGAACAACAAUAAUGAGUUAUGGCUCAUUAAAGCUCCUGCCAGCUUUAACCCAGAAUGUUUCAGUGGCAUCAAGGUGCCCCUCUCAGGUCUCCAGACCCUGAAGGUUCCUACUGCUGCAGGCACAACCAAGACUGUGAAUGGCCAGCAGAUAUACAGCAUCCUGGCAUCCAGCCACUGUACCUCAGAGCUCUGCUUGCUCACCAGCGACAAACAGUCAUCAGAUGGAGUGGUUUUUGGCCCUACUUUUUCAGGCCUGCUAAAUGUGUGUGAGAGCUAUGGAGACAGCAGCGCCAACCAGGCCCCUCAGGUCAUCCCUGCUGCUCCAGCACCCUCCAUACCGCCGGGGCUGAAACAGCGAUUCCACCCCUUCGGCAGUAAGACUCCCACGUUGACCUGCGUGGCAGAGAGUGAGGCGGAUGGAGCCGCCUUUGGGCCCUCGUCCACAACUCUCCGCCCCCUGGUAGUCAAACGAUUCAUAGAAGAAACAUGGCAGGAGGAGGAGGAGGAGGGGAGGAAAAAGAAGAAAAAGAAAAAGAAAGAAAAGCGAAUAAAGACAGAGCGAGAAGAGGAGGUGGAAAAGCUUGUGAGAGUGAAAGAGGAACCUGUAGCUGAAAAUCAGGAUGAAGUGAUGAUGGAGCACCCCUUCCAGGAGGGUGACGUUUUGGAGAAGAGGAAGAAGAAGAAGAAAAAGAAGGACCAGGAGCGAGAGGAGGUGGAGGAGGGCGUGGAGCCCAGUGUGAGGGUGAAGGAGGAAGAGGUAACAGUGAAAUGUGAACCAAUAGACAUGUAUGGCGAUGUAGUGGAGGGCUCGGGAAAGAAGAAGAAAAAGAAGAAGAAAAGCAAAACUGAUAACGACUAGUCUGUCAGUUUGAUGUUUAGUUUUGUUCAUUUGUCUGUUUAUUUUUGACCUUAUGAACACGUCUUGGAGCCAAUUUACUACUAAUUUACUCCCUCUUAUCGAUAGAUUGCAUAAUACAAGGCUUUCUUUGGCAGGACAUUGCAUUCAGAAAAAAAAGAACACAUCCUGAAUCAAUUGAAGAGUGACAUGAAUUAUGAAGUGGAUUCAUCGCAGCAUCUUUGAGGCCAAUGUUCCUAUCAUUUUGAGCUCAGAAAGUGACAGUUUUACACACAAAGAAUGUGUGCAGCCGCAAGCAUCUAUGAGUACAAGGGGGAGUAAGAGUGUACAUAGGGGGAAGUUCUGCAUUUUCUGCCAGUGUCUGUUAAGUCGUGGCACAUUUUAUGGGAUUAUGCUCACACUGUGUUGCUGUUUUUGUGUACAUAUUUACACAACCAGGCUGGUACCAUCACUGGUUUGGCAGCAGGUUCAGAAAACCAGAGGUGAUAUAAAGACAGAAUAAUGGUUCAUUGUCACAGAAUGUUAUUUUUUUUGAGGAUCUGAGUCACAUGUAUUGGAUAAAUUAUGCGUUUGCAGGAAAACACGUUAUAAAAGUGAUUAAAGGAAAUGAAAUGAAAAUGAUAAAGCGUGUUUGUGUUUUGGUCCUGCAGUCGGCUGGUGCAAGUGUGCCAGUACAGCACAACAUUUUCCUCCCAUGCCUUGUUAGAGCAGUGAUUUCAUCCAGAAGGAAUGAAACUUUAACUUUGUUGUAACUCAGACUGCAGCUUUUAAAUUGUGCAACAAUAAGGAAGUACACAAUUUACAGAUCGGUAGUUUUCUAAUGGUCUGGUUUUUGGUGGAAAUCACGUCAUUGGGGAAAGAAGGCAAGAGUUUGCAUUUAUUAAACUAGAGAGUCUGAUCUGUGGACAGACAUUUAAGUUUAUAAAAUUAUUUUAUGAAUGAACAGCGAUAGUAGUAUAUUUGGCAAUACACUGUAUUGUGAAAUAAAUGUAUUGAUAUGUUCAGAUUAAUGUAUUGGAACAAAAUUGACCUUUUAGUAAAUAUCAGAUGGUCGUGUCACCAAUUCUGAUGCGAUGGAAGUUUCUCCCUGAACACAACUGGAACGAGUUUGAAAAUCUGAUUAAAUUGCACUUUCUUUGCACAUUAAAAUCAGUGAAGCAUUUUGUCUCUUCCAUCAAGUAGGUCCAGUGCAGAGUUUCAUGAUGAUCUUUAUGAUCUUUUCAGUGGCUUUUCAACUCUGCCAUGACUCAAACUAUGCAGGAAACUCUUCAUGGCUAUAAUCUGUUGGCAUGCUAAAAGUCAUAUUUAAAUAAUACUGCAUCUCGGCACAAAAUAUUGGCAUCAAAAACCUAUAGUGGUUGAUACCAAGUCUAUAAAUCUCUGCAUAUUCAUUGCCAGCAGAAAUUCCUUUCAAUUAAUGCAACAGAGAAAUAAGCAGUUGUGACAGGGAGAUGGCGCCACACUCCAGCCUGUUUCCUGUGUGGAGCAGCAGCCUGCAGUCUCUGGAUAACCUCUGAGAUUAUUAUUUACAUGCUACCAUUUAUUUUCACUAAUGUAACACAGAUCUUCUGUUGCUGUCCAGACACACACACACAAAGAAAGGAUUUAUAUUUUUUCCAUUUUCCGACAGAAGCAAAUCAUCAGAUCUCAGUGACACUGAGGUGAAAAAUCUCAGUCCAGGCUCUGCAUCCUCCCCUCCUCCCUCCCUCCACUGCUCCCCUCUCCUUGCUCUGCACCGGAGUAUGGUCCUGUUUCUUAAUGAGCUCAGGCACCUCUGGCGCUAUCACACUCUCACCAUCUGUAGUAACCCUCUGCACAUGCUACAAGGCUUUAGUGAUCCAGCCUUGUGUACAUUCACAUUUUGUUUUACAGGCUUUACUCCUUCUAAGGGGUCAACUGGACCCAAAGUGAACAAACCAUGUUAGAGUUAAAUUUUUUUACAUUAACAUACCAAAGAAUUUUUAAAAUAAUUUUCUACUCACUGAAUUGAUGUCUAAUUUUUUGAUUUAGCAGGCAGCCAUUAAAGCAGAGAGCCACAGAUGUCAGAUGCUGGAUCAAGCGUUUCCCCCGCGCCUCGCUCCAGCCAGCCUGCGGCAAUGUGAGCGUUGCCAUGGCAACGUGGAUCUGCCAAGGACCAUGGCGAUGGAGAGAGAGAGAGAGAGAGAAACAGAGAGAGGAGGGGUGCAGCUCAUCAAUGUCUUAGAGUCCCCCUCCCCCCCUCACCCAAACACACACACACAUACUCUUCAGGCAUGCUGUUGAAAGAACAAACAUCACAAAGGGCUCGAGCCUAAAAUUUGCCGCAGAGAAACUGAAACUCUGCUGUAGCUCCUCAGUUUCCUGCUCUGCUCAUUUUUACAUUUUACUUUACUUUUCUUUAAUAAUAAACACCUCAACAGCUUCUGUUUUUGCCAGCGCUAAUGGGAAAACUGAAUAAACAAACAAAUAAAUAAAUUCCCUCCAAUCCCCCGUACUCUCCUUCUACUAAACCAGAGGCCACAUUAAAGAGGUUUUUCUCAGAUUUGCUUUUAUUUUGAAAACCUAACAAAUUCAAAACCCAAAUCCAUCUUAUCUAUCUAUCUAUCUAUCUAUCUAUCUAUCUAUCUAUCUAUCUAUCUAUCUAUCUAUCUAUCUAUCUAUCUAUCUAUCUAUCUAUCUAUCUAUCUAUCUAUCUAUCUAUCUAUCUAUCUAUCUAUCUAUCUAUCUAUCUAUCUACUCAUUCCAAAUCUUCUUCAUUCCUUAACAUGCCCCUCUCUUUCUAAUUAAAUAAUUCUAUUGUAAGAGAAAACAAAGACCAUACUGAUACUAUGAGAGUAUCCACUGCUCUUUACUGUAUGUAUGUGUGUGUAUGUGUGCGUGUGCACAGCGCUGGCUCAUUUCCAGCUCCAGCCCUCUAAUAAGCCCCUCUGCUGAAACUGAAAGUGUGACAUGGAUCAGUAACUGGAUAUAUGAAGCUCUUCUGCACAAACGGACAUGAAAAUGUGCAGAUUUGAAAGGCUGCGGCAGCCGUCGACAGACAACGACAAUCCUUACCGCACCAGCAACUUGAUUGCAUACUAAUGUUUUGUAUAACAAUGAAGGAAGGAGGGAGAGGGAGAAACAGACAAGAGAAGAAGACAGGGACAAGAAGGAAAGAAAAGACUGAAGCAGAAGAAAGGUAGGAAAGAAGCAAGGAAGGGAAAAAGCAGCUUUUUCUGACACGCUCAUGCAAGCGCUGUUUGCUGCUUCACCAACCUCCUCCUUAUGUGCUUUGCUUUUUGUCAAAGCAUAACUUUUAACUAGGAUUUUUCUGUUCUUCGUUCUCUCAGCAGAAUGCUUGUUGGUGCUCAGAUUCUUUGAGAGCUCCCUCAAAGAGCAGAGGUUUUGCUGCCAAAUCUUUUCAUAUAACCAUUUGCUAAAAAUGUUAAAUUCCUUGACCUGUGUCUGACUAACGUCAUCACUCUCCAAUCUCUUGCUUUGCAAAGGAAAUAUCUCUUCCUUUUUAGGGGGAAAGCUGCAAGAUGAGUUUUGACAGAAUAUUAACUUUGGCUGCUGGAGUCACCUGACACAGAGAAUGAACAUUUUCACAAGAUUCCUGGGUGGAAACUUCAUUUUUACAUCAUCCAUGGAUGUCAUAUUGGGUUCCUCAACCACCGAACAGCAUCUAUUCCCCCGCCUUUCUGAAGAUUAAACAUGUCGCCCUCCAGGGUCGAUGCAGUCUCCAACGAAGCCAAUACACAUUUUUCACCUUGUUUUGACCCUUUGUUUUUAAAUCUCAAAGGCCUCAGAUUUGCGUGUGACAAACUAACAACCACUAGCAGAAAAAUCCAAAAUGCAAUAGUGAGAUGGAUGCGUCCAUAGUGUGGACAAAAUUUGAUCAGCAAUGUCUGAGCAACAUGUAGAUUGAAAAACAUGCACCCAUCAGUGUUAGAUGUUGUUUGUCCAUCAGUGGCAGAUGGACAAACAAAUGAUCACAUCUCUUUUACCCGCUGAUCAUAAAAUAAAACAAAAAGUAACCGUGCGAGAAAGAACUUGUGUGUGUUUUGUUGUUCCACUGUGACUGUGAUGUGUAGCAGCCUGAGGCAAUCAGGAUGAUCUGCUGUGGUUUGUCUGUUCUUUGGCUGACUUCCAUACAUCACGGAAAGUCUAAUGUCUCCCGACAGGGUUCGCGUGAUGUUUUGGGGGUCUCAAAGACAGGUGGAUAGUCCUCCCCGCUGGGCAGAGCCGAACGCGUCGAGAGGCUGCUACACUGUGAUUAAAAAUGACUCUGUAAGCUACCUGCAAGCGGUUCUGCUGGUUACCACAGAGAAAACCUGUGGUCAUAACAACAGUGGUAGUUUCUUGGUUUUCUCAAAUAUCUCAAUAAGGAAAAUUAAUUCUCUAGUCUUUUUAUCAGCCUUAAUACAUAAUGCAUCCAUCAAAUGCAAUAUAUCUCAUCAAAUCUCCUGGAAAACGAGUCUUUACUUAACAUGGUUGAACUAUAAAACUCUCAGCCAGCCUAUACCUCCACCAAGGCUGCACAAUACUCUUAAUCUGUUUAAGCCACUACUGUAUGUAUAGUAUUUUUAUGUGAUAACAUCUUUCAAAUUACUCUCAUGACUAACGUUUUUCAUUGAAAAAUGAGACAAUUCUGGUAAAAACCAGUGUUGCUUUUAGCUCUUGAUCGGUUGAUCGGAUUUCGACCCGUGUCAAAAUACAAAUAGUGACAGACAGUCAUGGCAUACAUGUGCCAGAAAUGUAUCAUCAAGUUAGUGCAAUAAUUCCUAAACUCCCUGUCUUGCAAUUUUAAGAAAUGCUUUAAUCACUUGUAAUUUUUAAGCUGCGGCCCAAUUUUUCACCAUUAUUAAUUUGUAUCCUGUCAUGUUUUUGAUCUUUCUGCUAACUAACAAGCAACAGGAUAGAAAACAUAACCUCCUUGAUGUAUAUAAUCAUCUCACUAUCAUGAGACAGUUGCUGUUCUGUUCUUUACUAUUCUCCUACAGGUGGAGUUUUACUGUUUAGCUUUAAUGUUUUUCCCAGCACAUACAUAGAGAGAAUGUAUUUUAUUUAGCAUAUAUUUUAAUAUGGAGACAUGCAUAUUUGUGACUUACAGUAACAGUGGGAGUUAAGAGCCAUUAGAUCGUCAUAGUACUAUCUAUGGUUUUUAAAACAUAAGUAACGACCAAAGCACCAUUUCGGACCUCUGAAGAGCCGUGUUGUUUUCAGAGUGCAGGAUGUGAGUGAGGAGGGCCGCUGCUUCCUCAUAAACUGUGGAAAGACUAAUGUGCCCUGGUGGGUUUGUGUGAUCUGCAGGGCCAGGAGGUGGUGAAAGGUUGUUACUGUAAAAAUAGAACAACAACUACAAUUAUAAACUGUGUUUCUAUGCACAUAUUUGAACUAGAAAAAGACUGUGCUUCAUGUCAGAUAUGAAGUAAAAUUUUGUCUAUAAGGAGCUAUAAUGUCAAAUGCAUUGGAUUUAUACAGCAGUAUGUAAAGUAUAUAUAUGCUGCACAUACUGGAGCAAUCUGGAAGGAAGCACAGCACCAUCUUGACUGCUGUCCUCCUUUUAGAUGCGUGAUACAAGCAUACAUUUCAGCAGCUGCUGUGCAAUUACAAAAAAAGUGCUUUACUGUGGAAAAUGUCUGAUGGAGAAUGUUCAACUCGCUACAUGUUCAUUUAUUUCCAUUCUUUGGACGUAUUGAAGGAGUGUAAUUAUAUGCACAUCACAUAGUUGCAAGGCUAUUUAAAAAAAAGCAUCAAUGAAAAAGUAACCAAAGUAUACCUUUGAAUGCUUUUGCACUUAAGCUUUAUAAGCAACAUGCUAAACCCCCUCAUCCAUCAUUUUCCUUCUUUUAAAAAUAAUGCGCCAAAUUGAUGGAGUUUUAUAGGCAAGCAAUGAUUAGUGCUGAAAUACACAGAUAUAUUAUGCAUAUCAUUUUUGACCUAUUUGAAGCCCUGGAUUUUAUUUAUUUUUUGGUAAAAUUUAAAUUUUGUUUUGAUGAUAUUCUAUAUUUUCCCACGACAAGACCAAAACCAACAAUGAACUGAUCCUACAAAAAGCAUAGUCUGUCCAAAGCCUGUUGUAUCUUAUUCCUAUGUGCCAUAGAGCUCCAUUGUUGUCUAAAAACUAUAAAAAACAAUAAGCCACACUGUAGCACUGGGUGACAUGUUCCUUCAUUACUAUGAACACACACUGUAGUUUAUUUUGACUCAAUCCCACCAUCCAUUCACUAGAAUACUCAUUGCCCCAACAAAUACACUAUUACAGCUAUUUGCCUGCCAGGAAAAUGCUUCAAAAAUGGGGCAUUCAACAGUGUGGCUUUAAUUUGGUAUUGUAAGGAAGUGGCAUUAUUUUGGAUUAAAGGGACAGUUCACCCCAAAAUCAAAACUACAUAUUUUCCCUCUUACCUGUAGUGCUAUUUAUCUCUCUAGAUUGUUUUGGUGUGAGUUGCUGUUUUGGAGGCAUCGGCUGUAGAGAUGUAAGGAGGAUGUAAAAUUGAAAAGUGGAUCUCUGUUUAGAGCUAAAAUUUUUAUAGUUGCCCUUGAUGUUUGGUGAUUUAAGGGGUGAUAAAGAAGGAAAAGACCUGAAUAUCAUCAUUAUGAUGGGGAAAGCAUAUAUAUUUACAACAAUUAAACACUGAACGUUUCAAAGUUUAUUUUGAAGUAUCAGUGGGUUCUUGAAAAGGAUAUUAAUAAGAACAAAAAACAGAAUUUAUUAAUUGCCUGUAUAAUCAAACAAGUAAUUAUGAGUGAGUGUGUGUAUAUCUAUGCAUGUAUAUAUGUUUGUGUAGGUAUACGUUUAGGUAUGCAUAUAGGUAUGUAUAUGCCUGUGUAUGUGUAUAUAUACAAUGUGUAUAUGUAGAUGUAUAUGUAUAUUAACUUACCUUUUGUCCUAUAUUGUACCCUUUGAUGUAACACAACGUUUAAGUUGGGUUAAAUUGGGAAGAUAUUUUCUCUAUGGGCUUUUGGUUGUUGGAGAAUUUCUACCCUUAAGGAGGGUUAAGUUUCAGGCUGUAUAUAAAUUUAAUAUUUUAAUUAAUUAAUGUCAUUGAUCAUUUUUGUUGUUGUUUUCAGCUGGUGGUAUUGCUAUUCUGUUCCUUUAUGUGCAUGCGUAUGUUUGUCCUUUUGUCUUAAUAACAAAAGGAAAAACAACAAAACCCUCUUUCCUCCUGUUUUUUAUACAGUGCGCAGAUGUUUAAGGAAAUUACUAAACCAUUUAAAAAUGAAACUGUAUAUUUGAAACCUGUUUUUAAAGAUUUACAUAUUCAGCAGGAACAAAUUAGGGCUUAGAGAAUGACAUGGAGACCUGGUAGGGAGGUUUGAAAGUAUUGCGCAAUGGAGUAAUGCAUUGUUCCUUUUGGCCUUUUCAUAGUUAACAAAAACAAAAAUAUAGAAUAUUGCCAGCCUUAUCCUUUUAAUCCUGUAUUGACACAAUUUGAGUGAAGCUUUGGCUGUAUACAUUUCAGACAUCUAAUGUUAUGAUAAUAUUUUAGCGCUGGUCUAGUGUUUUAUAGUUUGUUGGCAAACAGCAGGAAUUUCAUACAUGCUAAUAUCCAGCGUGAGGGGGCUUUCCUGGCUUCAACCCUUUGGGACACACACAGGUCUUUCACUACCUGAGAUAGUUUUGUAUAACAGCAUUAGCAUUUACUGCGCUUGUUUCUCACUGCUCACUCUCGCUAUAGCUAUCAACAUGUGGUGUGUCCUAAAAAUGUUUUGGAAAUGCGAUGAUGAGUGUCACACACAACCAAAUGGAGGAGAUCUUCCACCUUCCAUCUGCCCUGCCAGAAACUUUGACACUUUAGCUUUGGAGCAUUGCUGCUGAAACAAUUUUUGAUUAGUUAUGACAAGUGACAAAAAGCUAACUGAUUUGAAUUUCAUUGUCUCAAAAUUAAGAAUGUAUUAAAUGUAUUGCACCUCUCAUGAAAUUUAACAACAAAUUCAACAUUAUAAAGUCACCUCUUGACAAUGACAUAAUAAUGUAAUAAUAUGGGAUACUGCUGUGAAUAUAAACUAUAAACUCUUAGCAUUCUGAGGCUGUUUGAUUCCAUUUCCUGUACCCACCUGCAUUCUCUGUUACUAUUAAUCAUUCACAAAUACAGUCUCUGUUUUAUUGUGGUGCAUAUCUCGACGCUCACACGCUUUACUCUGUGCUUUAAAUGAAUGAAUGCAUCUGUGACAGGUCACUGUGCAGAAGUCUGUCUUCUAAAUGACAAAUAUGUAAAUUCAAAUUUAGGAGGCAUUACUAAUUUCUCUUUGCCAUCUUCCUCACAUAAUCUCAUUCACACACACACAAACACACACGGCCUCAUACACUGCUCACAGUUCAUAUUUGUAUGUUUAUAAGAUUACCUAUAGAAGCUGCCUAUAUCCUCCUUAUGCUGAUCUGUCCUCGUCAGCCCACGCAGCAGCUCUGGAUGCUGCUCUCUGCUCUCUGCUUCAGCUGCAGUACAACAUGGGUUCUUAUUUCUAUUUAAAUCAUCAAAGUUCAUCCUGCAGCUCUGGAGGAUUUGGUGAAUUCACAACCGAGCAAAACAAAAAACUGCCUGUUUGAAAGGGCAGGUUGGAAACAUUGUCUGACCCUCUGUUAGACAAAGCCAGUCGAGUAUUUAUGUCACUGUGCUGGAACAUUAAAAUAGUAUAUGAUCACAUGUUAAGGUACUUUAUUAUAGAGUUGUGAAGUGGGAGGAUCCUCAGUGUUCCUCACAGGAGUCUUCAUAACUGAAUGAUACUACAUGUUUAUGUAACGGCCAUCAAUUUAUAUUAUUUUAGCUUUAUUUUUGGGUUGUGUUUGUGUCCACCUGAUGAAUGUUCCACGUUCUUAACUAGCUUGUCGCUAACUUUGUCUGUUUGCUGCAGGGAAGGAGGCGUUCAGUGGGUUUUUUCACUGAAAACAGCUGCCUGCUGCAACGCUGAUGAGAGCGGUGAGAGUGAAGCAAAGCAGUGAAGUUGCAGACUGUAAAACCAAACUCACUGCAAGCGACAGUUUUCACAUUAUGCAGUCAUUUGAUCCACAGAGCAGUUUUAAGCAUUAGCUGUCAUCCAGGUGUGUCUUACCUUCAGUGCAACAAGCUCCAUUUUCUUUCCUGAAAACAUUACAAGAAGACACAAGGUAGAAAUCUGAGAACAAGAGUAGAAAUAGAGGGGGAAAGUGCUUUCUGUAGUGAAAUAAGAGGCAGAGAGAAUAAGGAUAAUCAACUAUAUUUUUAUGUCUGCAAAUAAAAAAAGACACCAGAGAAGAAGGGGGCAGAACUUAUUUGCGUUCUGGUUUUGCCGCCACCCACGGCGGCGACGCCAGUUAGACACAUCAAGCACUAGGCGUAGGCUUCCCUUUUGUACCGUAGAAAAUGUAUUUAUUAAAGCAUAGGCUCCAGAACAGAAACAAAAGAAAAGGAACAAAAGCUGCAAGAUUGCAGAACAUAUUAUGUACCAUAAAAUUGAUAAAGAAAUCACUGUACACGCUACAGUGCUUUUUAAAAUCAUAGCUUUUGCAAUGCAGUUAAUAGAACCUAUGGUCUAUAUAUAUUAUUUUUUACACAUAAUAAACAUUCAAUAAAACUCAAAUAUGUCUUCUUUUGGGAACAUCUAGGAAUUAAAAUUAAUGUCAAAUAAAUGAAUAUCUGUAAAUUUGAGUUAGAAAUGUUAUCACAGUAGAACAAACAGCAUACAAAAAGUACAAUCAUUGUUCAUUAUUUAGCUCAGCUGACUGGCGUUCGGUAAAUCAGAGAAGUAUUAUGGAUGAAAGACGAUGAUGAGCAAUUUAAAAUAAAUUAAUAUUAGGAUCCAAAGAUUCUGUGGGACUAAAUAUUUCAAAUGUCUCUAACAUAAUGCUAUAGACACAUAGUUACUCUAAUCUGACUGGUGCAACUAGAUCAGUAAUUUCUGUGUAUUUCACUUUUGAGGUCACUUAAAAUGUUCUGAGGUUUCAUUGUGGGAAAAUGUGUCACUGUCAUUAUAGAUAUAGUUACUAUAGAUAUUAAGUGAAAUGCAGCCUACAACUGCUGUAAGAUUAGACAUUUUAGAUUAAAGACAGGAUGGAAUUUGAAUUCAGUUUUUAACAAACCAUCUUAAGAUCACUUUUGGCUCAAUGAAUUUGAGUGACAAACUUAAAUUUCGGUGAAUUUCACUUUUUGUUAAAAUCUGUAGACUGUAUGUAAACACACAUACAAUCACGAUGACAUGUCCCCCGUGAUCAGAUAUAGUUAUUUUAAAAUACUAGAAUUCAAGCUCUCUUCUCAACUACAAAUUGUUUUUUGUUGCCAAAAAUAUUCAUUUUUAUUUCAAAUUUCAUUAAGUUACAAAUGAUAUAUAUAUUUAAAAGCCAAUAUCUUGUUAAACUCUGAGAGAUCAAAGUCUAAAUUUCAUAUAAAAUAUAUUGCAUUAUAAAAUUGCUUUCUUUUAAGCAAAGGGAGUUUGACAUACAAACUUUGUUUCUAAUAGAUCACAAAUCUUCGUUAAAGCACUUGAAGAGUUUUAUUCCAAACUGCUAAAUAAUAUAGCAAUAUUAUUAUGCAAUAUGCAAAUAUACUUGCAUUGUAACUGCUUCGGAUAUUCAUCAUCUUUGCUGGUACUAAAUAUGUUAUAUGUCUUCCAAAAAGGGAAACAAAAGGGAGAAAAAAGUUGUGCAUUCAUGAUAAGAUUUUUUUCUUGUGACUGAUUUAAAGUGACGCUCUACUGAUACUGAACAGCCUAACAAAAGAAAAAUGAUGCAUUUUGAGACCAAUAUCAAACUGUGAAUCGUUAUUCGAAAAUCUCUCUUUUCUCUGUCCUUAAAAAGACCUGCAGGGCAGAAAUAAAGCAUUUCUUUUACAAAUUGGUGCAAACACACUGCCUGAAAGCAACCCAUUAGAUCUAAGGUGAUGUUAUAAAAGAGCAGAUAAUGUCAUUUGCAUUUUGUACCGAGUGAAUUACACAUCUCAGAUUUGUUGUUUAGUUUGUUUUUCCCCCUAAAUUGAUUGAAAUAAAGCCCUUUUGAAAGAAGCUCUUCAAGAGAACCUCCCUUCUUACUGUGAAUUCAAUUAGACUGCGUGGCUCAGCAUGAGAAUCGUCAAGGAUUAAGUGAUUGUGUAUCGUUUCGAUUCAAAACAUCUGCUGUUUAUGCUAGCAAAAGCUCCACCACUCUCAUACUGGGAUGUAAGGCAGGCUGUCGGAGAGGAAGAGAGAAGGGUUGAUAGAUAAAAACAGAAAGAAAUGCAGAGUCUGAAGCACAGAAUGGUGAGUGGUGGGCAUUGUUUGGUUGAUUGCUGAACAUUAAUGAUGGGAAUUUGUCUGGGUAAGGUAGAAUAUUAUUGCUUCAGUGUAAAUAUUUCACAGUUGUUGGACAGAGAAGCACAGAUCUGCAGAAGAAUUCUGUUUUGAGAUACGGCGUGUGUUUUCUUUAAUCACACAGUACAGACACGUUCCAUAUUUUUGGCCCCGGGAGGGGGGGGGGGGCACACUCAUAACCUUAGCAGUGUUCUUGCUUAUUUCACCUGUAACUGACCACAGAGUUGUAACAGGCGGGAGUUAAGUGUUUAUAUGUGCUUGUACACUAACAAGACAUGUAUUUACAAAACAUUUUUAUGUUUUUGCAGCGUAAAACCUCAGAGUGCUGCUAUAGGAAGAAGAAAGAGGCAAGUGAUGUAUACAUUUGAAGAAUUUUAUCCCCCAAAUGAGAGAAAUGACACAUCAGCUGUUGAAAUGUGACACAGAUUUGUCCCCGGCUUAAAAGUAUCAAUCUUGGAUUUCUGGAAUAAAAAAAUACUUCUGGACUUACAUUUACACUUACAUAUCUAUCACUGUGAUAUGACAUAUAUGAUUAACUUCCUCAUAAUGAAUUAGCUUUAGAAUGUCAUGAUGUUGCUAUUGCUGAUAUUGACCUUCCAAUGCUUGGACUGAUGGCUGUUUAGUCUAUUGAUUGGUUAUCACAUGGCCUCAGCUCAUUUGCUGGAGUGCCGUAGUGGUGGUAAGAGUUCUCCCUUCAUCAUAAAACAACAUUCAUCCAACAGCAUGAACUGAAUAUUGAAAGACUAACUUGAUCCACUGAAGAAGUGGUUGCUUCCCUCCCUCUAGUGUGAGUUAAAUAAGCCACACACCAUGAUGUUCUUCCAUAAACCUUUACCCUCAACUGUGCUAUUAAAAACACAAAUGUUGUAUUUUUGCUCCUAUCAGGAACCAUGAAUACUCUGUGGGAUUUAUUACAUUACUAAUUUAUAACAAUUACUAAUAAACAUUAACAGUUUAGAGGGGAUGCUGACAUUUCACUUGUUAAUGUUGUAGUGCCCUCUGAAACCUUGCAUGCCGGUUGUAAACAGGGUCUUCCCCAGGGGCAGUGCGGACGUUCAUGGAAGCAGGGCAGAGAGACAUCCAGUAUGCAUGGUCCCACAGCAUAAAUAAUUCGCUCUUAUGUUCUAAGGUUCAGCGUGCCCCUUUAUGCCUGCCUGUAUCAUGGAUUAUGAGGCACCAGUAUAUUUUUAACACUGUGCAAUACAGGUUGUUAUACCUGCACUGUUACAGUAUGGUAUGAUUUCUGGUAAUAGCCUACUUACAAAAGGUGCCACCAUGAACGUCCACAUUAAUCCUCAGAAACAAGGCCACAGCUUUAUAUUACCAUGGGAAAACUGUAAAAUACAGUACAAUGCCCAUUGCAUGGUUACAGAAAUAUAGGCUACAUGUGCAUUGGAUGCACUGUUACUCUGCAGGAAGCAGGACUAUCCUAUUUAUCUUCAUACUUCCACCAGACCAGAACAACCUGGGAAUUCCUGUGAACAUCUCCUUUGGGGUUUACUGAGAACUAUUCUUAGAGUUCAGAUGAACGAGGGAACAUGUAAAAAAGUGACAAGAACAGAUGAGGAGGGAGGGAAAUCAAUAUGCAGCCUCUGAGAGGAGAGCUGACAAAGACGAAGCACUAGCUAGCGUGAAUUCAAGAGUGACUUAAGAAGUAGAGACAUUUCCUGGGCAAAAUGUUUGAUUCAUGAUUAAUUAAAUGACUGACUGUGGUGGCAGGUAAGCUCAGGAUUGUGUGUUUCUGGAAGCUUUUAAUCAUUGCAGCAGCUGAGCGACAGCUGCAACAGUCGUAGCUUGAGCGACACCUGAGUGCCCUAGAUUCAGAGAAGUCUGUGAUCUGUAUGUUGGUAUGAGGUCUACAGGAGCACAGCUACUUUAUCAUGGUAGCUGUCACAUAGGCUCCUCUGUGGCUCACACAGCCGCUGAAUCUGUACAGGCUUUAGCCAUCUGCACAAAUGUAGGGCAACAGUGACUGAAAUACACUGAAACACCUUGAAAAAACAGUUCUGGGGAUUAUUGUAUGAAAUACACAGAUUAUAGAUACCACCAAUUACACUUUGGAUUAGUAUGUUUGAAAAAAAACAUUCUAUAUUUCAAGAUGAUGGUUUGGUCUUGUGGUUAAUGGAAGAAAAACUAGUCAAAUAACUGAAUGUCUAUACAUGUGAAUGGUUUAAUUUGUGUUAAUCUGCCUAAAACAUCUUUCUCAUGUAGCUAAUAUUAAAAUGCAGGAACAUUAAGGACAAGGUUGUGUUGUAGCACUAGAAUGAGGGGCUUUCUUGCUUUCCUUGACUUUAUUCUGCUACAGCGUUUAUUGUUUGGAUGAUCUGACCUGCUUUCAGAGAGCACCUUUUAAAUCUAAAUUUACUGUCCUUGCAGAGCAAUCACUCCCUGCAUACUGCACAGGGCAAUGGAAGAGACAAAAUGCAAACAGCAGCAUCUUCUGUCAGUUCUUAGAUACAUCAUGUGUUUCUAGCUCUACAUGGAUUGAGGUUUUGCAGUCAUGUUUUUACACAAAAAUACCAUUUAACCUCUCUUACUGUAGGUUAUGAAACCACUAUGAGAAACUUACCUCCUGUAUCCUCAGAAGCCUUUGUGGUUCUGACACAACCUACACAUACCUUUUGGAGCUGAUAAGGCACAUUAACAUUCAUCACAACACUGGAGUUGUCCAUCAGUGGCCAAUUUUGGAACCAUUGUUCAGAUGAGGAGAAAAGGUGGAAAUACAGUCUUUCCCCUGCGUAUUCACCUCAAAGAAGAUGUUGUUUCGAGACAAUAAUACAUUGAGACAAUGUUUUGACAGAGAAACGUUUCAUGGAGGCAGAGCUGCUCUGGAGGCAGAAAUAAUCUUAUUGUUAUUUCUAAAUAGGUAGAGCCAAACAAGAACUGUCAUUUUGUGAGCAUGCUAGCUGGCAAACUCGAACUCUAGCUGAAAUGUAAACUUUUACUGAAAAGUAAAAACUUAAAAGGGAAUGUUUAAUUUUUUGUCAUCAUUCAUGACCAUAGCAGGCAUCACCUGUGAAGGUUAUCAGGCUUGCUAUCUGAGUCAGCAUUUAGCUACAGUCUAGUGUAGAGUAGUUUAGCUGUGAUUGGGACUGGGAAUCAGGCUAAAUUACAAACGCACUAAUUUAUACCUAAACAGGCGAGACUUAGCCACUGGACUUUUAUUUACCCUCUAAUCCUUGUUUACCACUGCCUAUAUUGACAGGAGUGUCUGAAGACACGACCAGUUGUGGAGCUAAAGAGGCAGAGUUUAAGUUGAUGUACUUAUAAUAAGUUAACUUCCAAAUAGAGCUGGCUAAUGGACCAUGUAGCUUUUUUUUUCUAAGCAAAACUAUCAAAUCACUGUUCAAAUGCACUUCAGUAUGUACAACAGUAAGUGAACGCAUCGCUGUUCACAUGGCCACAACAUCCUGUUCAGCCUGUUCUGAGCUGUUAGGUUCAGUUUAGUACAAAACCAGGUCUAUAUAAGCACUGUUUAUGAGGGUAAUGGCUCAGAAGUCUAUUAUUUACAACAAAGUUACAGCAUUCUGAUUAUUUCUGUGGCUUUCCUGUCUUUUGAUAAGCUUUUAACAAGGAAGUACUGUCUGUCAUGGCGGAGCUAAAAAAGGCACUCUGAGUCACCAAUAAGUGGAGCUUAACUGCUAAAAGCUAAUGAUUCGUUCAGUGCCAAUGGUGAUUCAGUAUAGUCAGCUCAAUUUGAAGAUUCAGUGUUAAAGAUUCGUUCAUACAUGUGCAGUACAUGUACUGAACACCUCUAAAUCUCACAUAUCCACCUCAGUCUGACCUGUUUUGUCACAUAUAUACAGAGGGUCUGUGAUGAAGCAGUUCUCACACUUUGUCUGAGUCACCCUCAUUUAACUAAAUAGUUUGAAUCCAUCGAGAGCUCUUUGCAGUGAGACUUGGUUUUGGCAUUUGGUUUUGAGAUCUGGAUUUGUUUUCUGUUGUUGAAGGUACAUCCUGGGCCACAGGAAUUCCCAGGUUGUUUGUUGAAGUCUGGCAGAAGUAGGAAUGAAGAUAAAUUGGAUAGGCUAGAUUCUUGCAGAGAAACAGUGCCUCCAAUGCACAUGUAACCUAUAUUUAUGUAACCAUACUGGGCCGUUGUGGGUGUUGUACCAUAUUUUCCAGUUUUUCUGUUGGAACAUGAAGCUGUGGCCUUGUUUCUGAGGAUUAAUGUGGGCAUUCAUGGUGGCACAAAUGUUAGGAAUUUUGUAGACCUUACUACAAAAUAAUCUCAUCAUUUGUGUAUCGGGUUUGCAUCUGUGCCAAACGCAAACUUCUUUUUGAUGAAUAAUACUGAAUAUUGAUGACCCUGGUUCCAUAAUAUGAGGUUUAAAUCAACCAAUGAGAUUAUUUUUGCUCCCACAGCACUUCAGCCUCCAAGAAAAGAAAAAGGUCCAAUCUGCUCUUUACGGUGUAUAAAAUCUCCCUUUUACAUAAUGUGGUUACAAUUUGAGUACAAAGUGUAUAGAUAAACAUCUUGGUGUUUAGAUUUUGUUGCGACGUUGUAAAUAUGUAGUUUGCAUGAGCUGACUAAUAUAUUGUAAAAAUUUAGUUUUUUAAAAUUUAGGUUACGUUUAGCUGCUUAGAAGACCAUGUAUUUGCUUGUUUGCAGUGACCUAACUUAUCAGGAGCGUGUAACAUUCUAUCAUACACACUAUAAAAACACCACGAAAUGCCGUGACCUUCUUGCUGGAAGCCGGAGGAACUUCUUUAGUGGCAUAUGGAGAAAGGUGUGUGGGAGGAGAGUGAUAAGAGGUUGGUCGGACCAUGCUGUGAAUUGUGACUCCAUUUCCCAGGGGUUUUUGCAACAACAGCUCAAAAAGCCACUAGCUGCUUAGCCGAUGGCAUGGAGAGGGCUGAGACGAUUUGGCCAGAGGUCACAGGAGCUGAUUGGCUGGUUUGUGGAAUCAUGGUGGAUGCGGGGGUGCAGGUGUUUGUUGAUCGGAUGACUCUGGUGCACAGGAGGAUUGUGGGUAGAUGGAUAUGUCAGAGAAUUGAACCCCACCCAUUCUUAAUUGUGAUGCCUGUCGUAGGGAGGGCGGUGAUGUGUUAAAGUCGAUCAAACCCUGAUCGUCUUUGUAUUCGACCUUCCCUAAAAUGUUGACCCGACUAAAUCAAGGCCUCCUAGAAAACCUCAGAAUAUCAGAAUGGAAGCACAUUACCAGGUGCCAUGAUGGAUCAACUUUUACUGUUGAAACUUACCUCAUAACAGUGUAUCUACCGCAUUAUCCAAAGAUUUCAAAGUACCAAUUUUGGUACUGACUUUACAAACAAAUGUGUGAGGGCUUACUCCUUAAGACUAAAGAUGUUAAUUUGCUUCAAUGGUUUAUUUUACCCAUAACCAUGUACAAAUAAACAAAACCUUUACAGCUUUGUAUGGUCACACAUUUAGCAUUCAUUGGUCCAUGAGCACUCCUCACGGCGACAUAAAAACACUGUUAUAAGACACCGACAUUGAUUUCUAGCAUCGGCGUCUCAAGGUUGCACUGACGUCACAAAUGUACCAUCCAUUCUAACAGGUUCAUUGCAAAUCAAAAUAGUCACAUGCAAUGAUUGAAAAAAAUUACAUUACCUCAUGUCACAUAGAAAGUAAGCGAAAAGUUCCAUCAUUUAGAAAUAAGUACUUUUCAGAGAUUUGUCUCUCUCUCUCUUUUUUUUUUAAAGUCCUAGACAUUCUUUCAACAGCGUUGUUGGUCUCAUUUGGGUUGUAAACAUUAGUUACAGUGCCUAGCUUCAUUCACCUGACUGGCUGCGUAGUGUCUGUCAAGAGAAUUGGUCAAUCAAUGCUAUCAAUCAACUGAUCGAGAGGAAUUGGUCAGUAGUCAAUCAAUUGUACAGGAAUUUAUCAUGGAAGGACAUGAUCGUCUUUGGGCUCAGUUAGGGGCAACAGGACACCAGUGAGAGACUGGAGAACAGACUGAACAGUAGAUUAAUAUAAGACACCCUGAGAAUCACAACUACGUCUCUUUCAUCUUUCAUCCCUUCUUCCUAUGCUCUCUCUUCCUCUAUCUCUUCUUCUAUGGAACGAUCAUAGUCAGGUGGGCGUGGCCUCUGCGGUUGAGGAAGAUGGUUGGUUGGUAGGUUGGUUUGUUGUGGUGGAAGCUGGUUGCCGUGCAACUGGCUCCUUGGUGGUUGGCAUGGAGACAGGUUAAGGUGGAUUCUGACCUGGUAAGGUAGUAUGCAGCACGUACAGUAGUAUGAACAGUAGAAUGUAAUAUGCAGCUCUGGGGAAAAAUACAUGAAUUUAAAAUGGUUUCAAAUGAUGCUGAUGAAAAUAAACAGAACAAGUGCACCGUAUGCAGAUUAAAGGGUCAGUUCAUCCAAAUUGCAAAUUAUUUUCUCACUUAACUCUCUAGUGGUAUCCAGCUAUGUAGAUAGUAUUUGUUUUGAGAUAUUUGUCUCUGAGAUUUCUGUUACCAUCCCCAAAUUUUUUUACUUUAUUUUAGUAUUUAAAAAGUUUCCAUUGGACCUACUUUCUGCAGACAAAAUAGUCCCAAUAAAAACGUUUCUCAGUGAGAGCUGUGGUUUACCCAGAGCAACAGGGACACUGUUUCUGGAAAGAAAGGUUGCCAUUGAUUCUUUAAAAGUAAAUUUUCAAUGCUGUGAGCAUCAAAAACUAAAUUCCAUUCACCUCCAUUGUUUUGAAGUUGAGGCAGAAAUUUUAGAGACAGAUAUCUCAAAACCUGGACAAACAAAACUUUUAUUUUUGGGUGAACUGACCCUUUAUAAAUCAAACAACUUGAGGUAUACUUGUUUUGUUAGAGCAACUUGAAGAGCUUUUGAUUCAUUUGCAAAAACUUCACAAUCUGAAGGUGAAAACAGCCCAAAUUAGUAAAACAAAACCAAGUGCACCUCAAGUUUGAACACUUGAACGUCCAUUCUAUGAGUAUUUAUCCCCAGAUCUGUCAGCAUGUAACAGUAGAUUGUGACAGUAGUAUGUUAUCGAUGGAGAACAUCACAUGGGGCUGACGUGGUGUGCAGCAAAGGAUGACGCAGGGGAAGGCGGUAGUGGUGGACAGUGAUUGGUUGAUUUGGUUGGUCAGGUGACUGAGGGGGUUAUGGACAGUCGAGUUGAGUCAGAUCACAUGAUGAGGGUUUGCAGCUAUAACGUCAGGAGGUUCCAUCAGGAGAUAUGGAAGCCUGACAGGUUUUAGCUUUUGGUGGACACUGGACAGAACACCCACCCUGAACCCCGCUCACAGAGCCAGCGAGCACACACACACACACACACACACACACGGAAACAGACACACGGAAACAGACAUGCACUCCUACACAAGUGAGCAGACAGACACAGGGACACACACACAUUUACCCACAUUUACCACAUUUUGCAUAGACACACACAAAUAAACACACAGGUUUGUGGACUUACACUCACGCGUACAUUCAUGACAAACACACAUCUGCUCCCACAUUUCGCACUAACCCACAUACACACUUCAUGACUCACACAAACACACACUCUUGCCCACCCCCAGACUUGCGAUGUGUUACUGUGAUGAUGCAGAGUGUAGUGGAAGGUGAAGAAUAAGACAACGGAAGACAGGUGAUGCUAAAAUGAACAUUUAUAAUGACUGCUGUUGCUGUCGCAAAAUAAGAAUCCUUAAAAAAAGACCUCAUAUAUAAUAGCACUAGAUUGCCCACUUCACUGGUAAUCCACAAGUCAAGAAACACAACUCACUAGGUUUUUUUUCUCUUUACAAACACAAUGCUACAAUUACAUUAAAUAUUCAAUACUCUUUAAGUCAGUUAAUGAAUGUUGUUAAAAGCAACCACUAAAAUACUAAAAAUAAAAACAAAACAAUACUAAUAUUAAUUCACCCUUUUCCAGUCGUUCCCUUUUUCUUGUUGCGUUGUUAUUUAUUAAUAGUAUAAUAAUAAUAAUAGUCUGAGAAAUAAAUAGCUCAUGUGGUGUUCUCAGGGCAAUGGGGCAGGCAGCAUAAAUCAAGAGUGGAGCUCAGAGCAAUGCAAUGAAAUGGUGGAGUCUAAUCUCACGCAGUCACUUUAAUACUUUCAAAAUGUCUCUGAUGUACAGGUGAAAUAUGGAGAUAUGCCACAAGGUUGGUUCUGCAGGCAACGGGAUGGUUGAGCGGCACCUGCAGAGGUUAAUCAUCUCUAAACUAUCAUUCUAUGUUAUGUAAACUAGGACUGUAUUGCACAAAAGUCAGCAGCUCAGCUUCCUCGUUUUGCCCGGGAGGAGCUUCAUUUCUUUUUUUUUUUUUAAUUUUCUUUUGUCCACCUCCCUGGGUUUUUUUCCAACCUGGAGGAGCCGAGUCGAGCCGUUUUCCACGAUGAUAUGUCUCUAACAUGACCAAGCAUUUUCAAUAACUAUGGCUUGAUGAUAAAAGAUACUAGCGCCACUACAACUCACUGUUAGGAAAACAUCAACAAAUGUACAAAAACAAGCCUACGUUGAUAAUGGCUCGGACUACUUCUCAAGGUUAGUAUUAUUAUUCGAUGAGCACAGGUAUCUAAAGAGUUUGCUAGCCAACAUGGAAGCUAAACAGCGAAUACAGUAGGUAAAUCAACACUAAUAACAACAGCACAGGUUAACACAGUAGAACUAGCAUAGCCGAUUAUACAGGCAGACCUAACUAUUGGAUACAGAGGAUGAAAAGUGUAAUGAUCGACUACUGCGUCCACUAGUACCUCUUUAUGCUGCCGGCCCCUUUCUGCUCAACACUUCUCUCUUUACAGCUCGGCAAAAAUCUGACAAAAAUAUUUACAAUGAGAGAGAAAAAAAAUUUAAUUGUGGAGAAACAGUUGUUUAGUGUUUUUUUUUUGUUUGUCUGCAUUUCUUUUUUUUAGAUGUUUUUUUCUUCCUUUCAUAUGUUUUUUGUUGUUCUUUUUCGACUUAUCUCAGAGAAUUGUCCCCAAUGAUGAGCAACAAACAAACAAACAAAAAAAUCCAGUCAUAUCAGCUAGCAUUGCACAGUCUCAGAGAGGUUUUUGGGGAUGGAAUGGAGAGUUAUCGUCCAAACAGUUGGAUGAACACAGAAGGGGGGUAGGAGGAGGGGGAAGAAGGUCAAUAAAGUUCAUGAGGGUGUGAAAGUUCAAAAAGUUCAAGAAGACAGAGGAUGGCUGCGCAGCUGACGAUACGUAAACACUCCCCACACCACCGCACAGGGGCGGUGCAUGUGUCGGCGUGCGUGGUUUGGAUGUUAAACGACAAAAAAAAAAAUCAUCAUUAGGAAAUGAAGUUUUUGAAUCUUUCCCAUCGAGAAAAAUCAAAUGGAGCGAGAGCGAGAGGGGGUGGGGGUGGGGGUAGAGAGAGAGAAAAGGUGAGGGCGGGUAGAAAGAGGGGAAGGUGAGGAGAGUGAAAGGUGCCCCCAACACUAUGGCACACAAUCAAUGAAGUCCCACAGGCUGAAGAGAUGACAGAAUUAGGAAAGCAGCUGGCAUGAGCGGUAGGGCUUUUUUAGGUAGGUUGAGAGGCAGGACAGUAGGUAGGUAGCCAACCUGCAGAGGGGUUAAUCCUUGUCGGGUUUAGCUCUGUGGGGGGUGGUGAGGAGGAGGAGGAGGAGUGGUGGUGGUGGGGGGCAAGGUGCUGUUCAGUUGAGGCGUCAUGAGCGACAUCAUGUUAUGAGGGCGGAGCAUGCUGGCUUCAUGGGUGCUUCCAGGAUGGAUGUCCGACACACAAGAACAACUCAAAGAAACGCUUGGAAUGGUAGUUGUUGUUGUUGUUGUCUUUUUUUGUUUUGUUUUUUCCUCUCUGUUCUAUUUUGGCACUCGAGAGAAGAGACUCGUGGGAGGCGGAGGAGGAAAGUGUGUGUAUGUUUGGGCAAGGAGGAGGAGUGGGCAGUGAAAGUGCAAAAAAGAGGGCAUGGAAGAGUGUGUGUGUGUGUGUGUGUGUGUGUGUGUGUGUGUGUGUGUGUGUGGAGGGGUAAACAGGCUACACACAGAAAUGGCAUUUUGUUAAAACUGGUCUAGGUUAGACAGAGCAUACAGUACAAAUCAAAACCAGGAAAAAAAAUCAACAGAGAACGAGAAGAAGGAACAGAAAAACAGUGAUAUGAAAAAUGCAUUCUACAGUUGCUGGUGCUUUGAUGGGGCCCGAGCUGGGGGAGGAAGGGGGAUUGGAAAAGGGGAAGAGCGGGGUCCCAUAAUAUAUCUUAGAGGGUGUUUGAAGAGGUCGGAGGGUCAGUGGUGGGUGUGGGUGAGAGUGAGUUUGAGUUUGUGGAGGUGGGUGGGGCAGUGGCGGUGGAGGGGAGGGGCAAUAAACAAUAGCUGAGGACUAUGUCGAAGAGCCACACCCACUGAGAAGCAAUGAGGUCACCUGGCGAGCAGGUGAGAAUUACAUUUGCAUUCCUCUACACAUCACAAUAAAAAAAGAAAGAAAAAAACAUGACUAGCCGGCUAUGUCGCAACACAGACACCAUGAGCACGGAGCUGGCCUAAAGCAGACAAACUCAGAGAGAGGGAGAGAGAGGAGCAUGCACAUCUAAAUACACUGCUGAAUAAACACCUACAGUAAGGCUACACAUCUACAGUAGUCUUGCACACUGACCCCCACCUCAGCUCGGCCUGCCAUGCACAAUAACAGCAGAAAGUUUAGUGCAAACACGUCGCUAGGAGCAGAAGUGGAAAUUUUAUUUUUUUUUUAUUUUUGGGGAGUUUUGUAGGAAGUGGGCCAUUUCCCAUGACAACAUCUGUCAGGAUACAAAACAUGACCACACUGAAAAUACUCUGGUUUCUGGAUGCAUAAUAAGGAAUGAGAGAGUAAGAGAGGUGGACAGACUUUAAAAUGUCUCUUUUUUUUGUUUGACACUGAAGCCAAUAAAGCAUCUAAUUGAACUUAACAGGGAAAAUAGACAGAGGAGCGAGAGCGAGAGCGAGAGCGAGAGAGAGAGAGAGAGAGAGAGAGAGGGCGGGAUCAGGAUUCAAA